Euleptes europaea (tarantolino) is the source of this 3147-nucleotide messenger RNA. RefSeq names its product ankyrin repeat and MYND domain containing 1 (gene ANKMY1). Lineage: Eukaryota; Metazoa; Chordata; Lepidosauria; Squamata; Sphaerodactylidae. Bases 1 to 3147 code for a protein of 1048 amino acids. Gene Ontology annotation, molecular function: protein binding. The transcript has 18 exons. The record is from RefSeq and is a predicted model, not a curated record.
AUGGCGGCUCCGGGAGUGUUGAAAGAUGAACCAGAAAAUGGCAUCUUACAAACAGAAGAGGAAAUAGAAGAAAGUGAAACUGAUAAUGAGCCAGUGUCUACUCGAGAUUAUGAGGCUGAUGAAGAAGAAGAGUCAGAAGAUGAUGGGGAGGAGAGUGGUGGAUGGCAAGAUAUAUUUGAUGAAGCAGACUUCAACAAUAACAGGAUUGAACUUACAACAGGCGUUCAAGAGUGGCCUGAUGGUUCAGUCUAUAAAGGAGAAUUUGGAUUUGAUCUAAAACUUGGAUAUGGAGAAUUUGUGUGGGACAGUGGCGAGAGAUACGUGGGCCAAUUUUAUAAAGACCAUCGUCACGGCAAUGGUAUUUACAUUUGGCCUGAUGGCUCCAAAUUCACCGGAUCAUUUUAUCUUAGUCAUAAAGAAGGCUAUGGGACCAUGGAAUUUAAAGAUGGAAGAAUAUAUCAGGGGCUUUACAAGGCUGAUGAGCGAUUUGGUCCAGGGAUUGAAAGCUAUCCAGAUGAUAGUCAAGAUCUUGGCUUAUGGCAUCGAAAUCAUAUAAUUAAAUUGUGUACUGAAAUUCGUGGGCAUUUUUCUCUUCUGGACUUCCCAGAACUCAAUGUCUACUUGGAGGCUGAGGACAAUAAACAAUAUAUUUCAGAAGAGAACAGUACGGUGUGGAACCUGAAUGAGGAGGAUCCAUUUUUCUACAGCUACAAACGUCUUCUCUUAAAUGACGACACCUACACAUUGCCGGAAAAAAUGUAUAUAUAUUCAGUUGAUGCAGAUCAUCUUCCUCUUACUCGCACCUUCAGGAAAGAGUUGGAUUCCUAUUAUUUUAAGAGAAAUAAACGGUUGCCUUAUGAAAAACUGUGGCCAAUUACCAAUAUAACCCCUUUAAUGGUCAGAAUACAGAAACACAUCUAUAAAUAUAGGCACUGUCAGGCAGAUAUUGACUGGGAUGUUAAUUUCAUUCUGGAAGGCCGUCGGAUUGGUUUUGGACCCAAAGGACCCAAAGAAUUAGCAUCUGAACAGCUGAUUGAGAAGUCAGCAGAAGGAGUCUAUCACAGAGUGUAUGCGAUCAUGAAGGACAGCCUGGCGCACCCAGACGUAGCCGAUGUACAUGGCUACACAGCUCUUGCUGCUGCUGCUUUGAAUUACCAUGAUGACAUCAUCAAUCUUCUUCUCGAUAAUGGGGCUGAUGUGAAUAAAUGCAGUGAUGAAGGAUUAUCAGCUCUAUCUAUGUGCGUUGUUCGUUAUUUCCCCACAGAAUCAUUUCAACCCAAUAUUGCUGAAAGGAAUUUUUCUAGAAGAGAGGAACCAGAACAAACAGGUUCAGGGGCACAGUCAGAGGCUUUUCAACUUUCUACGGACUCUGCAGAACAUGGGGUGUUCUCGAGUUCUGCCCGUGAAUCCACUAGAGGAGUCUCUGCCGACAAGACAGAAUCUGGUGCAGAGUCCGCGGCUAAGUCAUCAGAAGAUAGGGAGUCUCAAGCUGGAGAAAAGAGGACCACAAGCAGCACUGAGACCCAUUAUGGUGUUUACAACUUUAAGAUGAGUGUUUCUGCAGACAUGUUGCAGCGCGGUGCAGCUGUUCUCAGCCAACAGAUGUUGAACAUACCCUACACCCCUGAUGUUGGGGAAAUACAGCAUGAAGGCACACUGAGAAGGAUGGCGAGAUCCAUAACAGAGCACAAAAGAAGACUGGCUACCAUCAAACUGCUCCUAAAGAGAGGUGCAGAUCCCAAUAUAAGCUGCAUGCCUAUGCAUGUCCUUUUCUUUGCUGUGAAAUCUGCAGAUGUAAAAGUAGUGAAGCUACUUUUAGAAGCUGGAGCAAGGACAGAUACAAGACUUCCAACCAGACUUCGUGGUGUAGCUCCUCUUCAUAUUGCUGCUGCCCUACUUGAUGAAGAAGGGGUUAAAAUAACAGAAUUGCUUCUUCAUUCGGUAGCAGACCCUGAUGUUAGGGCAGAAGAUGCAGCGGACAUAUAUAUACAAGACCAGGCUGACCUCAAUAAGGAUGAGCCUCUUGUAGCGUCAUCAAUGAUGAAACUAUAUAAUGAAAGUGGACCACCCAAAGGCUAUUACACUGAAUGUCCCACUAUCCCAGAGGAAGGUGGGAGGACACCCCUUCAUAUUGCCUGCGAGAGGGACGACAGUCACAAGAACGCAAGUGAUGUUGUUCGUCUUCUUUUAAAUCACAGUGCAAAUCCAAAUUUCCUCUGGAGUGGCCAUUCCCCUCUUUCGCUGGCCAUUGCUAAUGGAAAUGAUCUGGCGGUGGCUGAGCUUUUGGCUGCGGGAGCCGACCCAAAUCUCCCAUUAGGCCAAGCUGUUGGAAGUGCCCUGUGUGCUGUUGUUAACCCUGCAUACGACCGGAACAGGACAUUGCAAAAUAAGAUGGCUUUGAUUAAUAUGUUAAUAGCUGGAGGUGCGGACAUGCUGAUGCCCAUUACCAUUGGGGAUGGCGCUAAAACUGCAGUGGGAACAGUAGUGGACUACGCAUAUUUCAAGUUCUACCAGGACAAGAAACUGACACGCACUCCAUUCCAUGCUCUGUCACCGCCAGAGCGAGAGCUCUUCAAUAAUCGUAAGAGGUUGCUGGAGUUCCUUAGUGAGCGGCUUCGUGAAUGUGUUGCCGCAAAAGAAAAACAGUGGGAGAGGGAAGAACUUCGAAGACUCAAACUUGCGGCAAAAAAGAAAGUAGGAUCGGGAGGAGCGCUGCAAGAAACUGAUGCAGCAUGUUCUUUCUUUAAAUAUUGCAAUCAAUGUGGGCGAUCUGUAGGGGUGAACCUCACACCUUGCACACGCUGUUAUGAGUGCUAUACCUGCAGCAAGUCUUGCAAAGUGAAAUCGUGGAAUGAGCGUCAUAAACGAGAGUGUAUUCUAUCAGAUGAUUCGUCUGAGUGUGAGUCUGAACCAGAAUCAGAAUUGGAGGAAGUGAUUGAGCAUACAGAAGCAAGGCGAAAGGUCCGGUCAAAAUUCAAAACUGCCGUUGAAAAGUUAAAACUGGGAAAAGAAGUCAAAGGUGGACGAGAUAAACAUCAACAAGAUAAAUUGAAAAAGAAAACAAAAGAAGACAAGCUAAUUAAUGUUACUGGGGAAACCAGUGACCAGGCGGAUCUCCCUUACACUGGGAACUAUAGUUACAAUUAA